AACACUGGAGGCCCCUGGAGGAGAAGCAAAGGAAAAACGAGUGAAUUGAGCACAAUCAUAGGUCUGGGCUGUCUUGAAAGGACUUACAUCAACUAAUUCAUGCUAUUUACCAAAUCUGACGGGGAUAUUUAUAGGCGAUCGCACUACACCCAUUCAGGCUGAUCGAGUCCGUCAAGGCACAGUCUCUAUCUAAAUGCUGAAGAAUAAAGCGAGCUAAGACUUUGCGAUGAGCUGCGGAAUGGACGGAUACUACGACCAGCAAGUGCCUUACAUGGUGACUCCUAAACCGCAUGGAGGGAAAUGUAGUGAAAGGACAAGUGAAAGGAAAAGGAAACUCGUUGACACAGAUUUAGCUCAAGAUUCAGAAGAACUGUUUCAGGAUUUGAGUCAGCUGCAGGAAACGUGGCUCGCAGAAGCUCAGGUCCCUGACAAUGAUGAACAGUUUGUGCCAGAUUUCCAGUCUGAAAAUUUGGCUUUUCACGGCCUUUCUCUAAAAAUCAAGAAGGAACCACAGAGUCCCUGUUCUGAGCUGAGCACUGCCUGCAGCCAUGAGCAACCUUUCAAGUUCAGCUUUGGGGAAAAGUGCCUGUAUAAUGUCAGUGCCUAUGACCAGAAGCCACCUGCUGGAUUGAAGCCCUCCAACCCGCCAACCCCGUCCAGUACACCAGUGUCCCCCUUACACCAUGGGUCACCAAACCCUGCAGCAACCCCGAAACCGGACAGAAGUUUUGCAGCUCAUCUGCCUGCCACACAGCCCAUUCCAGAGAACGCCUACCCAAUGGAUCCUAGGUUCCGGCGCCAGCUCUCCGAGCCAUGCCAUUCCUUCCCAGCUCCUCAUGGACUGCCCAGGGAAGGUCGUCCGAUGUACCAGAGGCAGUUGUCUGAGCCCAACAUCCCAUUCCCCCCUCAGGGCUUCAAACAGGAAUACCACGAUCCAGUCUACGAACAUGCCACUAUGAUAGGUGGUCCAACAAACCAGAGUUUUCCGCAGCCCAUGAUGAUUAAGCAAGAGCCACGGGAUUAUGCAUAUGAUUCAGGUUGCAUGUAUGAAAAAGGUCCCAGGCAUUUUUAUGAUGACACCUGUGUCGUUCCUGAAAAAUUUGACAGUGACAUCAAGCAGGAGCCAGGCGUAUAUCGUGAAGGGCCCACUUAUCAGCGUAGAGGCUCCCUCCAGCUUUGGCAGUUCCUAGUGGCUCUGCUCGAUGAUCCAGCAAACUCGCACUUUAUUGCAUGGACGGGACGUGGCAUGGAGUUCAAACUCAUCGAGCCAGAGGAGGUGGCGCGGCGUUGGGGAAUCCAGAAGAACCGUCCUGCUAUGAACUAUGACAAGCUGAGCCGUUCACUGCGCUACUACUAUGAGAAAGGCAUCAUGCAAAAAGUUGCUGGAGAAAGAUAUGUGUACAAAUUUGUCUGUGACCCUGAAGCGCUUUUCUCAAUGGCUUUCCCGGACAACCAGAGGCCUGUGUUGAAAACUGACAUGGAGCGCCACAUCAAUGAAGAGGACACUGUCCCACUUUCCCAUUUUGAUGAGAACAUGGCAUACAUACAAGAUAGUGGCUGUUGCAAUCCCCAUUCAUACAAUGAAGCCUAUGUGUACUGAUGCAACCUUGUUGGGGCAGUCACUUCAUGUUUUUUUCUCUCGGUUGUUUUCCUCUGUAGACUGUGACCCACUCUGGAUUUACUUCAUCUCUUCAGCACCUCUGACAUUAAGCAAUGGGUCCACAGUUUAUGUCGCAUUAACCCCAUGGUCCACUACCUGGGACAGUGCACUUUAUGAAAAGACUCAUUAGAGCUCUACUUGGUUUUUUUUUCAGGGUGGGAUGGGGAGGGCAGUGUUUUUUUUUUGCCUAAAUGGUUUUUUUUUGUGGAAAAGGGGGGAAUGGGAGGAUUGGAAAUUGCAGACAUUUAGGUGGUUUGAUUGACACUAUCUUAUGAAUAUUGGUUUCAUAUAAGAUAAAAAACUUACCAAGUCAAACUUACAAGAAAUCUGCUGAUAUCAGUAAUAAAAGAAACUGCAUAUCUAAUGUUGCUGUGUUAACACAGCCGGCACUCUUUAAAAUCUAUAUCUAAGUAGAUACGUAGUGCUUUUUGUCCGGGUACACAUUAAUAUACAGUCAAACAUUUUACUGCUGUGUCAUAUUUGUUAAAAUAUAUGAAUACUAGAAUAUGCCGAAGCUUCUGCUGCAGUCUCCUUUUCUGUAAAUUCUUUUAAACGCAGGGUCUAUUAAAGCAAUUUGAAGCAUUGCUGUACAGGUAGCAUUUCAGGACAAAUAGUCAAUUUAAAACAUUUACUGCUUACGAUGUAGUUUAUGCUGUAGUUAUACCAUGAGCAACUGUAUGCGUUAGAAAUUGGUAAAAGAUUACCCACUUGCUAGAGGAAUUUUUUUAAGCUUAAAGAUUUCUAGAUCACUGGAAACGUUUCCUAACGUGGCCUGUCAGUGGCAACAUUUCAUUUGCACUCACCAGUUUUCAAAUCCAGGCAUUGAAGGACAUAUGCUGAUGCCAAUAUAAUUACUGAACUAUGUGUUUUAUAGUUCUUUAAGAAUUUUUAAAGUGGGUUACCAGAUGCAUGAGCUUUGGAAUUACACUGAGCAGUAUUAGUAUUUGGAUAUUCAUACCUGUUGCUCCAAAAAUGGCACCAGCUCAUUGAUAUUAAACUGUUUAAAACCUGCAUAAUGGAUUUGGAUGAAAACAAAUUAAACUUUCCUACUCUGAUAUCGUUCAGAAUUAUUUCAAUGCUUUUGUUAGUAACCCUGUUAAGCACAAUUCUUCAUCAAAAAUGGAUGACCUUUCAUCGGAUCAAGAUUAAAACACAUGGAUGUGACUGGAUAUUUAGUUGUUUAAAAUAUUUCCCUUAAACAAUUCGAGUGCCGUGCCUAUUUUAUUGGUGCUGUGAUUAGAUGGCAGAACCCAUGUAUGUGAGGUGAAAUCAGGUACUCCAUAUAUGACAAAACUUGCACUCUGGGCCAUUUCUGCCAGAAUAACAUGAAAGCAAAGCUCCAACUAACUUUCUGUUUGAAACAUUAAAUCCGUAAUAAGUUUGUCUGCUUUCUUUAAGCUUACGUGUUUUCUUCAAUCAGUAAUGUACAUCCAUGCUGAUUAUGAUUGCAAGAGGAAAUGCGCACAAGAGUGCAGUCGGUUACUCUGCAUUAUGUAAAAAAUAACAUUGAGCAUGAACAUCAUUUAGAAUUUUGUUGCAUUUCAUUUUCAUGUCAAAAAUUAUUAAUUGAUACCAACAGAAGCUAAAGCUAGGAAAUGUGUGUUCCUUUUAUUUCUCUCCUUAUCAAUAUUGUAAAUUGAAAAUGCACUCGGGGUUACUUUUUUAAAACCUUUUACAAAAUUGCUUAAAGUCUCCAUUCAUUCAAGUUACUCAAUCCAGGACUUAAACAUUAUCAAGUCCUCUUUGUAUGUGAGGAUUAUUCUGGGGUAAGCAAUCACGAAACACGGAGGAAACGUGAAAACUUCACCAUAGUGACAAAAUAAGUUCACAUGGAGAUAAUAAAAAUGUAAAGGAUGGAUUAUGAAUAAUGCGAUUUUAAUGCUUCAAUUUUGUUUUAUUUGGUACACCAGUAGAAAAUGAUUUUUCUGUAUUUUGUUAAUGUUUUUUAAUCUUCACUUCCAUAUCAAUCCCCAGGACACAAAGCACAUGGAGAGCAUGUGCACUAGGACUUAAUAGUUCAGUUCUGCUUGGCCAUGAAACCCCAAAACCCUUAUCAAUUUCCAAUUUUGUGCACCAACUACUUGAUAUGUACUUUAAUUAUGCAUUGGAAGGUCCUCAACAUUAGGAAGAUAGAAAAGAUGGGAUAAGUGAGGGUGCACACUUUCUAGCAAAAUACAAAGUGCUGGGGGAGCACAGCAGGUCAGACAGCAUCUGGGGAAUGAAUAGACAAGUUGAUUUCCAAUCCCAAUUAUUGCCUUCAUAUUCCCUCCCCAGAUGUUGCUUGACCAGUUGAGUUCCUCUAGCAGUUAGCGUUUUGUUCAAGUUUCAAACAUCUGCAGUUUCUUCUGUCUGGAAACUUUUUUUGCUACCCAUUUUGGAAGGCAGUCUGUAAUACUGACCUUGAACAGAUCCAAACCUCUCUCCAACACACACCUUGACAGCAAAUCUGCUUGAAUAUUAUCACUUAUUUUACUGAGUGCAAUUGAACUACACUGCUUGGGAAGGGGUAUUCAAACUAGCCCUUUGAAAUAAUCAAAUUAAUUCCACUCAUCCAUCUUUACGCAUGGCCCUGCUAUUUUUUUCCUUAUCUGUUAAAUAUCCAGAUCCCUUUUGAAAAUUACUUUCGGAAUUUAGUCAGAAGUUGUGUCUGUGCACAUCAAUCUUACAUUAAGUAGUACCAUGCAGUGCUAACAGUAGAUCCAAAUAUCUAAAGAGAAACACAUUUCCUUCUAGUUAUCGACCUCCUCCCUGCCAGGGAAACUCCAUAAUCAAAAAUAGAUCAAAUUGUAAUCUCAUUGAAGCAUUGAGCAGUUAUAAAUGAUUGCAAGCACCAACAAAUGCACCACAGAGUGAAAUGGCACCAAUUAGAUGUUGUAAUUGACAGAGCACUUUGCAACCACUCUUGUAUAAAAGGGGGGAUAGUCAACCUUAUUCUAAGUUUCCACAUUGUAAGUUCAGGAUAUUGAUAAAAUGCAAAUCUGUUGUCUUGCUCUUUCCAAUUAAUUUGUUGAAUUGUACUGGUCAUGCUGAUCAAGUGCAACCAUGCCUGGUUCACAGGGAACAAGUACUGAGAGAGUUCAGAAUUGGACAAUAUAAGGCUAAUUGUCCAUUUGUUUUUUUAAUUAACAUUUACAAGUGGCCCGAUUUGAUCAUACUCUGCUGGGUUUUAGUUGUUAGUUUUCAGUGCAUGCAAACAAGCUUUUUGAUUGGGAAGUGCAUGGACAUUGAAGGCAAGGACAAGCCAAUUAUGAAUGACCAAUCAAAACGCUUGUCGGCAUACAAAAUUAGUGUAAUCCAGUCACUUCUAACAAAAAGAUUCCAAGAAACAAUGCACGAAGGUUCUUGGAUCUUAUCAAGGUAGUCAACAUGUUACAUCUUUAAUUUACAUUUUUAAAUGACCUGUUAAAAUAAUUCAUUUAACACCCUAAUAAAAGAAUUUCUAGCUGCCACAUGUGGAGAUUCAGUUCAUGAUCUCAUUACUAAAUUGAUCUUUCAUUUCCUAAAAAACAAAAGCAACUAAUCCAGUGUCUAAACUGCCCUGUCGAAAGUUAUGAGAAACAUGGGCCCCUGGAAGGUUCACCCACUCCUUCAUUCACAUGCUUUUGUCCUUAAGAUGUCCAGUUCACUUCUAAUAUUUCAAUGUUGUGAGAAAUAUUGUAAAGUACAAUUCCUCCCAAACUUUUCGAACUAAGUGUAAAUUCCUGCAACCAAUAAUGCAAAUUCCACAAGCAGCCUAACAGCAAAAGUUUAAUACGUUUUUUUUGGUCAAGAAGCAUAUUUAUUAUUGUAAUAUUUUAGACAUUAACACAGAAGUAACUUUUAAUAUGUUAGAGUAUUGGAUCUUGAACCUUACCCCUAGGUUUCACAACAUCCCUGUGUCUCUAGGUUUGUGCCAGGUGAACCAGGUGUUGUGUUGAGAAGCCCUGGAGGCAAAAUGCAAACACUGCAUCUGCCUAACGAUGGUCAUCUGGAAAUCUAAUUAGCAAAAAAAAAGACAAUGUUGAGGGACAUCUGUAAAUGAUGGACAGUAUUUUUUCUGCUGUUUCUGAAAAAUUUUCUAAAUUUUUGUAAUUUUGUAUUUAUCAUGUAUGUUUGGUUUUAUAUGACCACAAAGUAGCAUUCGAAUUAAUGUAAACCACAAUGUUUGAUUUUUCCUCAUCUAAGGCUUUGAGUAGUUCGAAGGUUCAUGGACUUCCUGUAUUGCUUUUCUUUUUGGGUUUUUUUCUCUCGCUUUUUGAAGAAAGAUAUGUAAUGGCUUAAUAAACUCUGUUCAAUUCCUAA
Messenger RNA from Amblyraja radiata (thorny skate), 5941 nucleotides. It is a transcript of the gene etv1, whose product is annotated as ETS variant transcription factor 1. Gene Ontology annotation, biological process: cell differentiation; regulation of transcription by RNA polymerase II. Gene Ontology annotation, cellular component: nucleus. Gene Ontology annotation, molecular function: sequence-specific DNA binding; DNA-binding transcription factor activity, RNA polymerase II-specific. Bases 227 to 1600 code for a protein of 457 amino acids. The transcript is spliced from 12 exons. The record is from RefSeq and is a predicted model, not a curated record. NCBI's taxonomy places the organism in Eukaryota, Metazoa, Chordata, Chondrichthyes, Rajiformes, Rajidae.